AUGCUGCCCGUUGCCAGGGGAGAUAACCCGGCUAGGAGCACUCACAGUAAAGGCCCUGCCAAGAAGAAGCAGAGAGAGGCUCUGACGGACACAAGUGGCUCCGACAGCAGGCCUGUAGCCAAAACACAGGUUCCAGUGGGCAAGCACAGCAAGGGUUCCAGAGGGAACCUCAAGAUUAGUGGAACAACACGCGGCAAGGGGCUUCGAAAGAGUGGUGGUCGGGAGCCGCUGCCCAGCCAUCUGCGUGACCUGCAUCAAGCUGCCCUUGAGGAGCCCAAGUCUCCCCUCCACAAUGAUGCACCAGAUGGAGAGAGAAAGGGAGCUGCUGCGAAGAACGGAGCUGGCAGUGAAAAUGAGGUCGGCAGUGAGGAGAGUGGGGCUGGCCCAGGGAGCCAGGCCAAAACGGGAGGCAAGGCCAUUCAGUUGGUCGUGUAUGAGGAUCCGCGCAAGAGAAAGCGACAGAAGGAGAAGCCACAAGUGGCUAAGGAGAAUGGCACGAAGCAGACUGCAGAGGUGGCCAAUGUACCCAGCAGUGACCAAGAGACUGGGUUCAGCAUUGAAAAGGCCAGGCUGGAGGUGCACAAGUUUGGGCUCACGGGCUACAGUCGCGAGCGGCAGCGCGAGUGUGAGCGCGCGCGCGCCAUUCGCCUGGGCGCAAAGCCACCCAAGCCUGAGUAUAUCAACUACAAGGAGCUCCUGAACCGGAAGCGACAGCAGAAGGAGGAGGCGGAGAAAAGGCACAGAGAAGAGGCGGAGAGUGGGGUAUUCAAUAAGAAGAAGAAAGGGAGAAGACAUGUGGAGAGCAAGCGGGGGUGGCACGACGACCUCGGGGUGGAGGGCAUGCCUGGCCGCUUCCGUGGAGGUGCGCUGCUGCUGAGCAAGGAGGACAUCCGUCGCAUCCAGACUGGCCGCUCUUAGCACAGCCAUCGCUUUCCUCUGCACCCCAGGACCACCUGAGUCUCUAGCUCUGAACUCUAAAGCUAUGCAGGGUGGAGUGUGGCUAAUGCCUAUGUAAUAAAGGUCGUUGAGGCGA
Lethenteron reissneri (Far Eastern brook lamprey) is the source of this 1033-nucleotide messenger RNA. It is a transcript of the gene FSAF1, whose product is annotated as chromosome 25 C1orf131 homolog. The record is from RefSeq and is a predicted model, not a curated record. Lineage: Eukaryota; Metazoa; Chordata; Hyperoartia; Petromyzontiformes; Petromyzontidae.